CGCGCAUCAUCAGCGAGGAGUGCGUGCACGCUCCCGAGACACCACCAGGAAACAUGGCGGCGCUCCUGACACUCAGCCAGUUGUCAGGCGGGAACCCAGCUUACGAGAGCUACUACAGACAGCUAGAUCCGGUCAGCAGUGGCAAAGUAUCAGCUGGGGAUGCGGCUCAGUUCCUGAAGAAGUCAGGGCUGUCGGACAAUACACUGGGCAAGAUAUGGGAUUUGGCUGACGCAGAGCGAAAGGGCUACCUGGACAAACGGGGCUUCUUCAUUGCCUUGAGACUGGUGGCCUCUGCGCAGGCAGGACACGAAGUCAGCCUCAGCAACCUUAGCCAAACAGUUUUGCCUCCUAAGUUUCGAGACAACAGCAGCCCUCUAUUGAGUGCCUCAGCAACUGAUUCCAGUUGGGCAAUAAGGCCGGAUGAAAAGGGGAAGUUUGAGGGCAUCUUUGAGAGUCUGUCCCCCGUCAAUGGCCUCCUCGCAGGCGAUAAAGUGAAGCCCAUUUUGAUCAACUCCAAACUACCUCUGGAUGCACUGGGAAAGAUCUGGGACUUGGGAGACACGGGCAAAGAUGGGUACCUGGACAAGGAGGAAUUUAUUGUGGUCAUGCAUCUUGUGUAUCGAGCAAUGGAGAACGAGCCGGUGCCGACGACUUUACCCGCAUCCUUGAUCCCUCCCUCAAAGAGGAAAAAAGUGCCUGGUGCGCUGCCUGGCGCUGUGGCGGUCCUGCCCAGCCGGCCUGGGUUUUUGAGCACCUCGCUUCCUCUCAAAGACACCCUCCGAAGUGCUUCACCUCUCACCACCUCAACUAGGAACCUCUCCCCAAAGUACUCCUUCAGAGCAAGCAAACAGCCAGAGGACAAGUGGGUAGUCCCGGUGGCCGACAGGGAGCGCUACUAUGACAUCUUCAAGCAAACCACCAAGGAGAACGACAGCUUGAUCAGCGGAACGGAGGUCAUAGAGAUCUUCAUGCACUCCAGCCUCUCCCAGACCAUGCUGGCACAAAUCUGGGGUCUGGCCGACACCAAACAGACAGGCAAGCUGACCCGGGAGCAGUUCUGUCUGGCCAUGCACCUCAUCCAGCAGAAGAUCACCAAAGACAUUGACCCGCCAUCCACUCUUACGCCGGACAUGAUUCCUCCUUCGGAGAGGACGGCGGCUUUAGCAACGAUCCCCCCUAGCUUCUCAGGUUUUCUAUUUGACGGGAGAGCUGGUAAUGCUGCACUCUCUCUUUGCAAAGACAUCGCCGUUGCGCCAGCUGAGUUGACGGGCAUCAAGGAGCUGGAUGACCUCAGCCAGGAAAUAAGUCAGCUGCAGAGAGAUAAAUAUAUCCUUGAACAAGAGAUACGGGAAAUGCAAGAAACUAUCAGGAAGCAGAAUAUUUCUGUUCAAGACAUGCAGCAGGAUUUUGACCGGGAGAGCAGCAGCCUGCAGGACAUGGAGUUUCAAAAGCAGGACGCACAGAAGCGCCUGGAUGAGAUGGACCAGCAGCGUUCCAAGCUGGAGGGGAUGCUCAACGAUGUCAAGCAGAAGUGUCAAGAAGAGACGCAGAUGAUCUCAACUCUGCAGAGCCAGAUCCGCUCCGAGGAGACCAACCUGCAGAGCCAAGAGCAACAGGUGGGCCGCACCAAGGCGGACCUCAGUCGGCUGCAAGAAGAGGAGGCCCAGCUGGAGCAGAACCUGCUAUCAGGGCGCGUUCAGCUAGACAGCAUCACCAAGUCUCUGAAGAACACCCAGGAAGAGAUGAACCAGGCUCGCAGUAAGUUGUCACUCCUCCAGGAAAACCAGAAGGAAGUCUCCAAGACCAUCGAGCAGUACAACGCUGCACUGAGCGACCUCGGGGGAGGAAACAACAUGGCUGACAUGACCGACCUGCUCGCCGAGAAUGAGAACAGUGUCUUCAGAAGUGUGGAUGAAUCAUUCAAGUCAAGACUAGCCAUGUUCAACCAAAGCGCUUCCAAGGCAGCAGACCCUUUCCAGACAGAAGACCCCUUCAAGUCCAACCUCUUUAAAGAAAGUGACCCCUUCAAAGGCACCUCAUCCGAAGAUGUCUUCAGCAGGACCGGUAGCUUGUUUGCACACUCCGAAGCUUUUGCAGGGAAACCCAGGCCUCCAAUUAAGCCUGGCUCCUACAGUGAUAGCGACCGCUUUUCAUCCCUCCGCUCCAUACCAAAGAAUUCAGAGUCCUUCAGGACGGCAGACCACUUUGGAAGCACCGCCUUGAGAAACAAAGCCGGAUUUACUGAUUUUGGCCAGAUGUCAAAGAAGUCCGAUAACCCUGUUCUCCCUUCAAAGAAAAGCAUCCCUAGCCGGCCUGCCCCUCCCUAUGAAAAUGAAGGCGAGCAGCUUGGAAGUGAAAGCCAGCAGCUGGAGUGGGCCAAGCGGGAGAGCGAGCGUGUGGAACGUGACCGGCUGCAGCGGCUGAAGGUCCAGGAGCAGCAGGACCUGGAGCUGGCCAUCGCUCUUAGCCGGGCCGACGUUACCAGUUCCUGAGAGGCGCUCUGGCCCUCCAACAAACUCCACUCGUCCUUCCUUCCCCCGCUUUCUGACGUUUGCACUGACACCCAACCAACACUCCAAAAGCCCUCUAAGACCCUGAACCAUCGUGUCAAAUGACUGCGCUUUUAGCGUCUAAUCUAAAGUCAUUGCUCCCAUAUAAUCAUGGCUCGGAUGGAUCCUCCUGAUAUCUCGCGUGGUUUCAUUUGGACUCAACCUUGCCAUCUGAAGGAAACACAAAGCAGGUGGCCACUUAGGUUUUGUCUCUGUUAUGCCCUCCAAAACCCUGAACCAUCGUGUCAAAUGACAGCGCUUUUAGCGUCAAAUCUAAAUUCAUUGCUCCCAAAUCAUGGCUCGGAUGGAUCCUCCUGAUAUCUCACGUGGUUUCAUUUGGACUCAACGUAGCCAUCUAAAGGAAACAUGAAACAGGUGGCCACUCAGGUUUUGUCUCUGUCAUGUCCUCCGAGACCUUGAAUCAUCGUGUCAAAUGACUGCGCUUUUAGCAUCUAAUCUAUAUUCAUUGCUCCCAAACAUGAUGAUACAAUCAAGGCUCGGAUGGAUCCUCCUGAUAUCUCGCGUGGUUUCAUUUGGACUCAACGUAGCCAUCUAAGGGAAACACGAAGCAGAUGGCCACUCAGGUUUUGUCUCUGUUAUGCUGCCUUAUUCCAAAGCCUGCCAGGAAACUUAACUUUUUUUUUAUCAUCAUAAUUUUUACUGUGUUUUAUUGUAUUUAUAAGCAAAGGUGUGAAGGUGUGCUGCAUGAAUGAACUUAUGAAAUGCACUAAAUCAGAUGUUUUUAUUUUUCGUAGUCUCUUAGAUUCUUUUGGAGGAACUUAAUAUCCUGUAGAUAUUAAAACAUAGUAAUGCUCUUUGUUAUUAAUUGACACGGUCAGAGACGUGUUCAUUGAACAAUAUGACUAAAGUUGUGGGUGAGCGGUUCCAAUUGUUUGGUUACAUUAUUUAGCAAUACACCACGACAAAGUACAACCACAAUAUUUAAGUAAAUAUUGUUCCAAGAAUGCAUCUUUGCAUCAUAUAUUGUGCAAGUGUACUUAAUGAAAUGGCUUCUGUGUAUCAGAUCACAUGUUUUAUUUAUCUUGCACGAGCAUUUGUGCCUAUGCGUAUUUUAUGUGGCCUUAUAUUCCAGACUGCACAGGUGGUACAAAGUAUUUGUCCUGAAAUUGCUGAAAAGCAUUAUUUAGUCACCUCAGUUUUUUUUUUUUUAAAGGCCGGAAGGAAUGUUCCAAACUUUUAAGUGUAAAACCACUUUAUUGACACUUGUACUGUUACACAAAGCUUUAACACAAACGUAGCUUUAAGACAUAAUCAUUAAAAGUGCCAGUAACAUGCAUAAUUAGCAGCAUAUACAUGUCAUGUUACAGUAUGUCAUUGAUUCAUGGGGAUUUAUUUAACAGUGCUGGAUGAAGGUGACUUUUCAUAAUAAAACAUAUCGGUACUGAGGUGGUGCAUUUGAAA
Messenger RNA from Nerophis ophidion (straightnose pipefish), 3971 nucleotides. Its product is annotated as epidermal growth factor receptor substrate 15-like 1. The transcript is spliced from 24 exons. Gene Ontology annotation, cellular component: cytoplasm; clathrin coat of coated pit; plasma membrane. The record is from RefSeq and is a predicted model, not a curated record. The coding region runs from base 54 to 2492 and encodes 812 amino acids. Gene Ontology annotation, molecular function: calcium ion binding; cadherin binding. Lineage: Eukaryota; Metazoa; Chordata; Actinopteri; Syngnathiformes; Syngnathidae. Gene Ontology annotation, biological process: endocytosis; endosomal transport.